CAAGCGUGGCCAAGCACCAAUCUUACUCGAGUCUUGGCACUCUGGCAUUACAUCCAGAUCCAAUCUCUCUCUCUCUCUCUCUCUCUCUCAAGUGAAAUUCUUAUCAAAUUGCAGAGAUCAUCCAACACAAUAAUCUUGAAUCCUUGAUGGCUACUGUGGUGGAAUUGAAGGUAGGCAUGCAUUGUGAUGAAUGCAUCAAGAAGAUCAAGAAAGCCAUCAAGAAAAUCGAGGAUAUUGAGUCGUAUAACCUUGAUACAAGGCUCAACAAGAUCACUGUGACGGGUAACGUUACAACAGAGGAGGUAAUCAGAGUGCUUCAGAAGAUUGGGAAGACGGCGACUUCAUGGGAUCAAGAAUAAAAAUUUAGAGCCCUACCCUCUUGGAAGGACUAUGUGGAGGAUGGUGGUUUUAAAUUUAUUGGAGGAGGAUUGCUCUAGAUAGAUUUUAUUAUUAAUUAGAAGAAAGAAGUCAAACUAGAUGUUCUUAAUAAUUCAACAAUAGCACUAUAUCCAUAUAGCGGUCAUAAGUUUGUAUCCACAGACAUGUAUUUGUGUUUAUAAAUAAAUAAGAUAAUAUUAGUAGAGAUUUUUGGAGGUGCAGGUGGGGUGGGUUGGACAUGGACUGAAGAUAUUUACGA
Nelumbo nucifera (sacred lotus) is the source of this 637-nucleotide messenger RNA. Its product is annotated as Heavy metal transport/detoxification superfamily protein. NCBI's taxonomy places the organism in Eukaryota, Viridiplantae, Streptophyta, Magnoliopsida, Proteales, Nelumbonaceae. Gene Ontology annotation, molecular function: metal ion binding. The record is from RefSeq and is a predicted model, not a curated record.